This is a messenger RNA of Fonsecaea nubica, 1476 nucleotides long. RefSeq lists its product as hypothetical. The coding region runs from base 1 to 1476 and encodes 491 amino acids. The record is from RefSeq and is a predicted model, not a curated record. The transcript has 7 exons. NCBI's taxonomy places the organism in Eukaryota, Fungi, Ascomycota, Eurotiomycetes, Chaetothyriales, Herpotrichiellaceae.
AUGGCGUCGUCAACUCACGCGACUGACGGUGCCGCUGACAGCAACGACGCCAACAACAGCAACAAUGUUAAUGAAUCCAUCCCCAGAACUCGAAACCCAAACGCGCAUUGUCCCGAGACAGUCGACGCCGACGAACUCGAACAGGCCCUCAAGGACCGCGAGUCCUGGACGAAUGUCGCGUGGAAGGGCGUGCAUGUGCUCGACAUUGACGAGGGGGGGACGUCUCAUUGGCGUCGUAACUUGGAUGGUCGGGCACUGGAGAGGUUCUUGUCGGACUCGCAUCCUCCGCCCCAGAACUGCUUCGUGCGCGUAUUGUAUGCCUCUCUUUCAAUGUCCUUCCCUCUCUUUCCUAACGCAAUCCACGACCCCGACUCAUACCGCCUCUUGAAUCCCGAUCCUGGGCCUAACACACACAGCUUCCUCGAAAGUCUCGGCCCCGGCCACACAGACACCGAGAUUGGCGACGUCGCGGUCGACCCGACCAUCCUCAGACUGUUGCGCGCCCGCGUGGGGCUCUCGGACCUGUUGAUCAUGGCCGUCUGCGGGCUGGGACACUGGUACACGAUCAAGCACGGACACUUCAUCGGUUGGGAUGAGCGGAGGAAAGCCCAAUCUUUUGCCGCUACUGCGUGCACGCAGGUUUCAACUUCCCUCGCCACGGGCUCGUCGAUUUACUUCUGUCUCAAUUUCCCUCCUUCGGCCGUCCCGCGACUCGCCCUGCACAACCUACGCGUUCCGUUCAAGUUAGAUGUGGUCGUCGCAGACGAGACGCUGAGACUCUGGCAGCGAGAGAUGGCAACCAUCCGAGGCCGCAUGAAGCGAUUCGAAGCAAACGAACCCCACGAGGCCGUGGACUCGAUGAUCAGAGAGCUCCACCGCCUCUCCAGGAGUUGGCAAAUUCUGUUCCGCAAAGUCUCGGAAUUUGAAGCACAUCUCGAUUUCUUGCACGAGGUGCGGACCAGUUAUGUUUCUCUGGCUGAGCCUGCGGUGGUGCAAAGUACGAGUCAGCCUCUCGAAAAGUCCGGCGAGUCUCUGGCUUUCCUCAUGUCGAGCUGUCGCUCCCUAAGACAACUCGUCGCAGACUACAGAGCCCGCACGGCGACGCAAAUCAAUCUGCUUUUCCAUCUCGCCAACCAAGCCGAAAGUCGCGACAACAAGGAGAUCGCGGCACAGAACAAGGAGAUUGCAGAACUCACGGCCAGGAUUGCGCAGCAGACCCAGCGCGACAGUGCGUCCAUGAUUACCAUCGCCGCCGUGACCAUGUUCUUCCUCCCCGGGACUUUCGUGUCGUCGUUAUUGAGCACGGUAGUCUUCAACUUUGACGGCACCGACAUAAGCGUGUCGCAGAUGUGGUGGAUAUUGCCUGCCACCGCCAUCCCCAUGACUUUUUUUGUAUUUGCCAUCUGGCUGUUGUGGCUCAGACGGAGACUCUCGCACGACCGAAAGGCCAUGGUGACCACGGAUGGUGCCAAGUAG